AUGAAUGAAAAAUUCUCGAACGAAACGAAACUUCGAUCGGAAGCGCAAGCACCGUUUCGAGUGGCGCGACAGUUUUUGUACGCCUCGUGCGCACUGAGCGCGACGAUUGGGUUUGGUAUCGCGACUAUUCAGUUGUUGACCGGUCUCGCCGGCGCGCCGAACUCGCCGCCGUUUGAUCAAUCGGUGUCGAACGUCGGCAUCGACGGCGCGUGCGCGGCGUUGUUUGUAUUUUUGUGGAAGAAGGACGAAGAGGCGAAGCAGAAGCAAAUGAGCAGAAUCGGGAGAGAGGAACGUUUGGGUGGGUUGAAAGUAGAGCUGACGACGGGGAAAAUCGUGCGCAUGCAAAGUUUGAGAGGCUUUUCGAGAGUCGUUUUAUUCGCCGGGGAUUUGGAGUAUUUGGAGAAGUCGUUGGAAGUCGCCGAGGAGUACAAAGACGAAUUGAUUAAAAAAGGCGUUUUUCUAGUACCCGUGGCUAUGGACGACGAAGCGGCGACAAAGUUAAACAAACCAGACAACGCGAAGAAAGAUGAGCGAAGAUUCCGAGGUUCCGCGGUGAACGUCUCCCAAAAAGACGGGUGGAGAGAUUGGAUUUUGGAACAGAAGAAGAUGGCAAAACUAGGCGACGACGUCGGCGUAUACGUCGGUUUGAGGAUGGACGGGAGAGUGAGAGCGAGUGGUAAAGGCGUGGCACCGUUCGAUAGGUUCGCUGCAGAACUACCGCCGACGGAUGGUGGGUGGGGCGGCAUGAUGGACGGCUUCGACGGGAAAGUUGGCGUAGACAAUUAA
This is a messenger RNA of Bathycoccus prasinos, 786 nucleotides long. RefSeq lists its product with no specific name. Lineage: Eukaryota; Viridiplantae; Chlorophyta; Mamiellophyceae; Mamiellales; Bathycoccaceae. The record is from RefSeq and is a predicted model, not a curated record. The transcript has a single exon. The coding region runs from base 1 to 786 and encodes 261 amino acids.